AUGGCACUGCACGAAUCAACGCGUAAUGAAUGCAACUUUGUUCAGACGUUAGCUCCUAUUAUCGAUGCAAAACCUCUUUUUGACACGAAACAACGGUCACUUCGCCCAACGUGGAUUGUAUAUUCAUCCGCGGCCAUUGCAGUGCUCCAAGCUUUUCAUUAUGGAUGGUCUACUUCACAAGUUAACCUCAACACUUUCAGUAGCGUUGAAACUUGCAAUGCACGACCUGUUAAAGAAGGCACGUGUCUGAUGUUUCCUGGACAUUCCAAGACGACAUGGACAUUGCUCGUUAAUGCUUGGAUCGUUGGUGGAAUGUGUGGUAGUCUGCUAUCGGGCUUCCCAUCAAAUAAGUGGGGGCGCCGCACGACGUUACGCUUCAACGGAAUCAUCAUGACCCUCGGGUCUAUCAUUCAAGUCCUUUCAACCACUCCAGCUUGGUUCACGGUGGGCCGUUUUGUGACGGGUAUAGCAAACGGUUUGGCCGCUGCCGUAGUCAAUACGUUCCUAAACGAGAUCUCAACGCCACAUAAUCGCCAUGCACUUGGUACAAACACGCACUUGGCUGUGACGUUGGGUGUCAUUGGAGUAGCAUCGACAUUCUGGUACUGGAAUACAGCUUCUGGUUUUCGUUGGAUCGCUGGCAUGCCGAUCUCCUUUGCUGGCGCAUCCGUUUUCCUGUCUUACUUCUUCAUGGUCGAAAGUCCCGUCUGGCUGGUUGCGAAUGGUCAAAUUGAAGAAGCUGAGAAAGAACUUGGACGUCUCUAUGGUAAAGAUAAUGUCAGUACGUUAAUGGGAUGGAUCCAAGGAAGUGAUUACCGAUCCAAGCUACCGUCAAUCAUAAGUGGUGCGUUUGAAAAGGCCCAUGUGGAAACAAAUUGGACUAUCCUGACCAACAAGAAGUUUCGCAAGCCUUUGAUCAUCGCACUAGGCUUGACGUGUGCCAACCAACUGGGAGGUAUCAAUGCUGUCUUCCUCUACUCUUCCUCCAUUUUAAAAAACGCUGGCAUUUCAGAUUCACGACUGGGUAUCAUGAUCAUUGAUGUCCUGAAUGUUAUUCCCGUCCCUAUUUCCGCUGUACUGAGUCACGUCAUGCGCAAGCGCACCAUGCUAAUUUCCGGUAUAUCCAUGAUGUCGCUGUGCUGUAUCGGCAUAACUGUUUCGCUAGUAUACAGUGUGGGAUGGUUGUCCAUUGCGUUCCUCGGGCUAUUUGUGGUGAGCUAUACUUUGAGCAUUGGCGCAUUGCUGUCACCAAUUGUAGCAGAGCUUUUUUCCGAUUCUGCUCGUGGUGCCGCUGUUGGUAUCGUUAUUACGGUAAAAUGGGCCAGCACACUUGUUGUGGGCAUCACGUUCCCCUACGUCCAGGACGCAACCACAACCUAUAGCUUCAUACCGUUUCUCUGUACAACGUCACUUUCUGUCAUCUUCAUCUACUUUAUGGUGCCAGAGACAUCGGACAAGACGAUUGCAGAGAUUCAGGAAGAGUUCUGUAGCAAUCGUAGUAUGCAGUUAUCACACAAGAGUCAAAUUCUGUAG
Messenger RNA from Peronospora belbahrii, 1533 nucleotides. The record is from the annotation of a GenBank genome assembly. NCBI's taxonomy places the organism in Eukaryota, Oomycota, Peronosporomycetes, Peronosporales, Peronosporaceae.